Messenger RNA from Closterium sp. NIES-67, 7641 nucleotides. Lineage: Eukaryota; Viridiplantae; Streptophyta; Zygnematophyceae; Desmidiales; Closteriaceae. The record is from the annotation of a GenBank genome assembly.
GGUCUCAGGACCCAGCAUUUGAAGCGCGCAUUGCGGAACCAGGGAGGCCGCCUGAUCACUCCCACCACCAUUUCGCGUGCUUCCCCAGUCUCGCCGCCACACUGCGAUCGCCAGCGGGCCUGUACUAGUAUGUGAUUACAUAGAAUGUGAUUCUCCCCCCUCGCACCUUUCCCGCAUGUCACCACCAUGCCGGCCGCGCUCUCCCUCGUCCCCCACCCGCCCCCGCACACCUCUGCCCCUGCUCCAUGCCAUGUCGCGUUCCCCCCCCGCGCCUCUCAUGCGCCGCCUAUCGCCCGCCACUCCACGCUGCCUGCCCGCCCCUCAUCGCCGUCGCGCGCUCCCUGUCCCUCCGCCGCCUCGCGCGUGUCCGUCCGCACGUCUUCCGCGGCGCGCAGAGCGGGAUCCAUUGUUGGUUCAAGCCCAGAAUUCUUCCGCCUAGGGGCGCUCUCUCCACGCCACACGGCAGGUUGCGCGCCACUCUCCCCCUUCCCCGCCUUCCCCGCCGCUGCGCGUCACGGCAGCGCCAGCAGCGCGUGGCUUACAGGCUCCUCGCGCGUGCACGCGCUUCCCUCGCGCGUCUCAAGUCCGCUACUCGCGCCCUCCCCAUUCACUCGCCAUUCCGCGCUCCUCCUUCCGCCCCCCGCCGUUGCGCCCAACGGCCGCGGCGGAGGGCACAGGGGCGGAGGGCGCGUGGUGUGCGGUAGAGUGAAGCGGGGGAACGACAGCAGCGCGGAUGGGCCUACUGCUGGCGCGGGGGCUGGCAGUUCUGGCGGCGCUGGCGGCGCUGGUGGCGCUGGUGGCGGUGACAGUGGCGGAAGCGGUGGGGGAGGCAGUAGCGGCGGAAGCAGUAACGGUGGUGGCAGUGGCGGCAGCAGCAGCGGCGGCGGUGGUAGGUCAGGCAGGUCAGGUGGCAGCGGCAGCAGCAAACCAUCCCCUCCCGCUGAAAGCCUCAACGGAUGCGCCUCCCCUGCCUCCCCGCCCCCCCCACCCGCCCCGCGCCCAUCCUCCUCCUCCACCCCCCCUUCCCGUUCCCCAAAGCCCCCCACUGCCUCUGACACGCCCCGCCGUGGUGCCCCUGCAUCGCCCUCCCCCCAACCCCCCGCGGAUGCAGCGCCCCCGUCUUCCCCUGCGCCCCUGGCGGCCGCGCGGCGGCGGCGCAGGCGGGAGCGGGGCGUGGGGUGGAGGCGGGUGGCGUGGGGGCUGGCGGCGCUGCUUCUGUGGGGCGGGGGGGCGUACGCGCAGCAGAGGGCGCGGCAGUACGUGCAGGCGCGCGUGCUGCCCGUGGUGGCGGCGGCAGUGAGCGCGCAGGCGGGCAGGCAGGUGACGCUGGGGCGCGUGCAGCAGCUGCUGCCGUGGGCGGUGAGCCUGGGGCCCCUGGGCGUCGGCCCCAGCACGUCUGAGUUCUCAUGUGCGGAGGCAGAGGCGGUGCAUGUGAAGCUGCACCCCUGGGCGUCGGUGGCGCGGGGGCGGGUGGUGGUGGGCGCGGAGGUGGCGCGGCCCACGGUGGUGGUGGCGCAGCAACCCGACUGGACGUGGCUCGGCAUCCCCGGCGACAUGGACGCCCCCGCCCUCCCCGCCUCCGCUGCCCCGCCCAUCUCUGCGCGAGCCUACCAGCAGCGCCAGGCUCGGGACGCAGCCUCGGUGGCAGCAGCGGAGGAGCGGGACAGCCUGGCGCUGAGAGGGGCGCAGAUCCAGUACCGGGGGGAGGGGGGCGCACUGGGGGCGGAUGGUGGGGUAGGGGAGGAAGGGGAGGGAGGGGAGGGUGGACGUGGACAAGGGAGAGUAAUUGGGGGUGCGGAGGUGGGUGCGGGUGUGACAAGGGGCGAGUGGGAGUGGGUGGCAGAGCAGCAGCGGGCAGCAGAGAGGGCUGUGAGCCAGGCCCUGCAUGCUGCAGUGGUGGCCCUGGGGUGGGUGGGGGACGAAGGGCCCCUAUUUCCUGCCCCAGCACCACCCCCAGCCGUGAGCAAUGACCCACCCGCAAUGGACAGCGCCCCCAGCAUGGCGCCCCUGACUGCCCAGCAGCGCCUGCUGUCGCUCUCCGCCUCUGCCGCGCUCGCCCACCUCUCCUCCCUGCCGCCCCACCUCAUGCCGUCCCCCCCCGCGCCCGCUGCCACCGCUGUGCUGCCUGCACAACAUGGCGCGGGGGGCGAGGGCGGGGGGAGAGAGGGAUGGAGCGGUGCGGGUGGCGUGGAAGGAGAGAGGGCGGCGGGGAAGGGCAGCGAGGGGCGUGCAGGUCGGAUGGAGGGCAGAGAGAGACGAUCAGGCCAUAUGCAGGAUGGAGAAAGCAGCACAGGAAAGAAGGACGAUGGGGUUGUGAGGACGGCGGGAGAUGGCAACACGGGCACAAAAGGGCCAGUUGCAGUAGUUGGUGCAGGUGAGAGUGAAGCAAGAGGGGGGGCGGGUAGAGGGACGGAUGCAUCAUUGGGGGCAGGGCGAGGGAGAGCGGGCGAGGGCAGUGCAAGCAGAGGUGAGGGGCGCAGUGAAGGGGAGGGCAGCGAGUCGGCUCUGAGGGAGGCACUGGCGGAUGCCAUCAGGCAGCGAGUGGCAGGGCAGGCGGCCGGGCAGGUGGCUGGGCAGGUAGCUGGGCAGGUAGCCAGGCAGGUGAAAAGACAGGUGGCAGGGCAGGGCGAGAGACGCACAGUAGGUUUGGAGCAAGAGGCGUGGGUGAGAGGGAGGGGGGAGAGAGAGAUGGUAGAGGCACAAGGGACACGGCAGGGAGCAGCAUGGAGGGAUGAGGCAGCGGAGGGGGGGGUUACCUCGUUGAGCGCUGAUGCUGCCAGUGGCUGCACCGCCGCUCCUCCUCUUGCUGCUGGGGUUGCUUCCCAGGCGCAGCAGCAGCAGCAGCAGCAGGUGCAGCAGGUGCAGCAGGUGCAGCAGGUGCAGCAGGUGCAGCAGGUGCAGCAGGAGUACAGAAGUGAGCCAGCGUCCUCAGUCGUGGUGGCAGGCACACAGCAGCGGCAGCAGCAGCAGCAGCAGCGCCAGCCAGGAAUACCGAAGCUAGAGCUUCCACCCCACACUGCUGCUGAGUCCCUCCCGCCGCUCUCCUCCCCCCCGCGCGUAUCCAAGGGGGGUCUCCCUGCGCCUGUGUGUGCGCGCGAGUGGGCGUUGCGCAAGCUCCACACGGCACCAGGGCGAGGGGGGCCAGAGCAGGGAGAGGCGCGCGGGGAGGGGGAGCAGGGGCCGCGUGAAGCCGGGCGGGUGGGUGCGGUGGCAGCAGCAGGGCCAGCAGCGGCAGUGGCAGCGCGUGCAGCAGUGGCGAGUGAAGUGUCAGGGGCCGGAGGGAGCAAGGGCGCGCAGGAGGCAGGGGGGGGAGGGCGGGUGGUGCCAAUGAUGGAGGGAGUGCGGGUGCAUGGGGGCACGCUCGUGCUCGUGGCGUAUGGCGACCAGCAGCCACGCGUGGUGGAGCACAUAGACGCGCAUGUGAGCUUCCCCUCGCUGCCCCGCUCCUACAAGCGCAUCAAGGUGGACGCCCACGGCUCCCUGCGCUCCUGCUGCAACUACCCUGCCGCCCCCUCACCCACCACCGCCACCACCACCACUGCCUCCUCCUCCUCCUCCUCGUCCCCCCAGCCCCCCAGCAGCAGUGGCAAGGGAGCAACCUCCACGCCUUCCCCUGGCAUGCCUGAUGGAGCCGCAGCAGGGGGGAAGCAGGCGGCAGGGGAGGGGGGAGGCGGGCUGCUGCGUGUGGCAGUGGAUGUGGACGAGGAGCAGCACGAGUGGGCUGUCACCGUCACCGCACACAACCUCUUCGCACCCGUGGUGGAGCGGCUGCUGGAGAUUCCCCUGGAUUGGUUCGGCGGCAGACUCGAUGGGCAGGUGCACCUGUGGAUGGGAGCGGGGGAUUCUUUCCCCAACUUCAAGGGCCGAGUUGACGUCAGAGACCUUGCUUUCCAAAUAUGGGAGUCACCCUGUGCUUUCACUGGCGUGCAAGGCGCGGUGGUGCUGGAGGGGCAGCGGCUGUUUCUGCACGGCGUGGAGGGGCGGUACGGCCACGUGCCGCUGCGGGCGUCGGGGGACAUGGACCUCAACCAGAGCGGGGGGGGGCAGUACCGCAUCUCCGCCCAGGUUCAACCUGUGGAGGCGAAUCUGCUGAUGAAGACUCUCAACGCCAAGCCCUUGCCAUACCCGCUGGCAGGACGGCUGCAAGGACUGCUCUUCUGCCGCGGGCCUCUCGAUGCGCCGUUAUUUGAGGGCACUGCUGAGCUGGCAGCAGAGCCUGCUGAUGUGGACGCGGCAGUUGCUGCUGUGGCGGGGUCGGAUGCAGCGGAGGCAGUGGCGGCGUGGCGGCAGGAGGGGGCGGUGGGGGCGUAUGACCGCGUGCCCUUCUCUUCUGCGUCUGCCAACUUCACCUUCAACACUGACGACUGUGUGGCUGAGCUGCACGGGGUGCGGGCGGUGCCGGUGGGAGGAGGGGAGAUUCGAGGGGCAGGCACACUGUGGGUCUGCCCUCAGGUGAGCGGAGGUGGACCCGUCGGCAGUGAAUGUGGACUGCUGGGCGUCGGGCGUGUCUCUGGACCGCCUGCUCGCCUUCUACCUGCCGUCAACCGCCGCCCCGCCCCCCUCGCUGCUGGGCCUUGCGUCUGGCGAAGCAGGCUUCAGAGGCUCCCUGCUCUCCCCCACGGUGGAGGCGGUGUGGAAGGCCCCUCAGGCGCGGGGUCCACUGGAGGGCAUGCAGGGCUCGCUGUCUCUCUCACGGGACACCGCCCACGCCGCCACCCACGCGCACGCCCUGGACCUCCUCGCCUCCGCCUCCCUCUCUGCCCCUCCCCCCUGCCCCUCUCCCCGCGCCCACGCCGCAGCGCCUCACGCCCGUGGCCAGUGCUGUCGCUUGACCUGCCAGCACUGCCCCCACGGCCGCGCCUGGAGCGCGUGGAGAGUGACGUGCGCCUGCGCGCCUUCGACGCCCUCGCCCUGCUGCCCGCUGCCCCCCUGCCGCUGCCACCACCCCAGCCAUCUCUGCGCCACCUGCGGCUGUCGGGACGCCUCAAGCUGUCUGCGCGCGUGCCGUGGGGGGAAGAGGUGCAGGCUGGCAGGGAGGGCGAGGCAGGGGGAGGGGAGGGGCAGGAGGCAGGGUUGCCAGGGCUGGAGGGGAGUGUGCUGAUUCAGGGGCUGAAGCUGAACCAGCUGCUGCUGGGGGCGAACCUCUCAGGCGCCGUGGCGGUGAGUCCAGGCGGCUUCAACCUGCACACCGUGGGGCGCGGCGAUGAGCACCUCAUGCUGCAGCUCUCAGCCAAUGGCGUGCUGCCACCUAUCCCUGCCGUCCAGUCCACCACAUCCUCCUACAUGCCACAGGCACAAGCCUCUGUGGCGGCCUUUCCUCUGCCCGAUGCAGCAGCGGCAGCAAGCAGUGCGGAUGGUGCCCUAGGGCCGGGCAUGGCAGGGGGCGUGGCGGGGGGGGCAGUGCGGGUGCAGCGGGGGCAGAUGAGCGUGGAGGGGCAGGUGCAGGUGGGGGCGGCGGCGGUGCUGGAGGUGCGCGCGCUGCCGCUGGACGAGCUCGAGCUGGCGUCGCUGCGCGGCCUGGUGGAGCGCGCCGCCGUGCGCCUCAACUUCGCCAAGCGCCGCGGCCAUGGCACCCUGGCUGUGCGGCGUCCGCGCUUCAGUGGCAUGUUGUGUGACGCUCUGCACGCCGCCUUCCGGUGGACUGGUGACGUGGUGACGCUGGAGCGGUCGGUGCUGGAGCAGGCCAACAGCCGGUACGAGGUGCAGGGGGAGUACGUGCUGCCAGGGAUGCGCGACUGGGACAGAGACAGAGACAGCUCGUCAGUCACAGGCAUGGCUCACACCCCUGACGCCACGGCCACUGCUUCUGCCACAGCCUCUCACCGCGGGUCGGACUGGGAUGCGGAGCAGCAGCGGGCCAUGCCGGGGCAGCUGCACGCCAUGAUGACGUCCAUUGGCCGCUGGCGCAUGCGCCUCGACGUGCCCCAUGCUGACAUCAGCGAGAUGCUCCCUGGCCUGCGCAUUUUGUCUCGUAGCCACGACCCGGCGGUUCUGUUUCGGUCCAAGGAGCUCUUCCUGCACGGCAUCGAGGGCGUGGGCUUUGCCUCGCACUCCCUGCAGCACCAGCUCGAGUAUGUGCGGGAGAAGAGGGAGCGGGAGUGGGAGCCAGCGGGCGCGGACUGGGGGGGCAAUGGCGACACGUCCGCGUCGUUUGACGUGCACGGCAGCGACUGGGAGGCGGGCAGUUACCGCCUGCAGCAGCUGCAGGCGCGGGGGCGGUACAGCAACACGGGGGGCCUGCAUGUGGAGCGCCUGCUGCUGCAGAAGGACGACGGUGCCACGGUGCAUGCGGACGGCACGCUCUUCGGCCCCGCGCCCAACCUGCACUUCGCCCUCCUCAACUUCCCCGCCCACCUCGUCCCAACCUUCCUGCAAGCCCUCCAAGCCGCUGCCCCCUCCCAGCCGUCUGCUGCCUCGGGUGCCCCGUUCCCCCCUCGCCCCCUGCAGGCGUGCAGCAGGCGGCGGUGCGGGGCGUGGUGCACGUGGAGGGCGACCUCUCGGGCUCCUUCGCCCAGCCACAUGGAUGGACUGCGGCUGCUGGACGGCGAGAUAGCGGGCGUGGCGCUGGGGCGGGCAGAGGUGGCGGCGUCCCUGACGCCGGCAUCGCGCCUGCUGUUUCAUGCGGUGCUGGAGCCCGCCCUGGAGGCCGGGCAGGUGCGCGUCAAGGGCAACGUGCCGCUGCCGCCCAUGCAGGGCGCGCAGACAGGCCAGGAGGUGCAGGGGGGGAGCAGAGAUCUGGGUAAUGGAGGGAGGAGGGCAACCUCUGUUGGGAGCAGAGAGGAGGAGAAGCGGGGUGGCAAGGCAGGUGAGAGAAAGCAGAAGGCGGCAGCGGAGGGGAAGACGAGGAAGGAAGGCGCGGGUGCAACGCGGGAGCGGACGGGAGAGAGCAGCCGCAUAUGGCAUGACUGGGACUGGCUGGAGCGAGAGGGAGGGCUGUGGAGCGAGGGCAAGGGGAGCGGCGAUGGAGGCGAGGGCGAGGAGAAGGGCGAGGAGGAGGCAGGAGAGGAAGGGGAGGGGGAGGAGGAGGAGGAGGAGGCAAAGAAGGGGCCGGAGCUGCUGCGCAGUCUGGCGGAGUUGGAGCGGGGGUUUGAGGGCGAGGAGCAGGUGGAGCGCAUGGCGGUGGACGCUAGUGUGACGGACGCCGGCAUGAUGCUGCUCACCGCUCUCUCACCCUCCUUCCGCUGGAUCCAAGGCCACGCCGCCAUCUCUGCUCAGCUCCGGGGAACACUAACUCACCCUGAGGUGGCAGCAGAGGCGGUGUUCAGCCGGGUGACGGCGUCCUCGCCAGUGCUGCCGCGCCCGCUGACGGGGGGGGGGGACGCAUCCGCGUAGCGGCGCAGCAGCUGCUGGUGGACGGGCUGGAGGGGCGCGUGGGGCGGCGCGGCACGCUCAGGGUGGAGGGCACACUGCCGCUGGGGCUAGGCGCACAGGUGGCGGGGGGGGAAGGGAGGAGGGGGAGGGGGCGCAGGCGGUUGGUGGGGUGAGAGGAGGGAGCGAGGGUAUGAGGGAGAGGAUGGGCGAGGGUAUGAGGGAGAGGAUGAGCGGGCAGACUGAGCAUUCACGUGACAGCAUGCGUGGGGAGGGAAUUACCAUUAUGGCGGAGAACCUUGAAGUGCGCGCGCGCAAUGUGUUCAGGUGAGC